AUGCGAUCAAAAGUAACUGAAUGGCUUCUAAUGAAUGGAUUUUCGACAUUGCAUCGAUUUGAAAAGUGCUCGGACUCGGAGCUGUUUGUCAUACCAGAAGCCGAAUGCCAAUCCUGCAAACAUGUCAAGUUCGGAUACAAAGAUCUGCCGACAUUCCUAAUCGAAGAAGCUUCCGAUUCGGAGAAUGUGGAUGAAACGAAUGAGCAGAAAUCGUGUGUGAUCUACCCCGACAGCAUUACGAGCACCGGCUCGUUUUCCACAAACCGCAAACGGGGAUUCAUUGCCCGAUACUAUUCGUCGCCGUGCUCCUGCCUUCGAGCUCUUGCGAGAAUAUGCGUCGAUUGUUUCGUGUGUUGCAAAAAAUAA
Messenger RNA from Caenorhabditis bovis, 366 nucleotides. The record is from the annotation of a GenBank genome assembly. NCBI's taxonomy places the organism in Eukaryota, Metazoa, Nematoda, Chromadorea, Rhabditida, Rhabditidae.